This is a messenger RNA of Cricetulus griseus (Chinese hamster), 2157 nucleotides long. The record is from RefSeq and is a predicted model, not a curated record. NCBI's taxonomy places the organism in Eukaryota, Metazoa, Chordata, Mammalia, Rodentia, Cricetidae.
AUUAUCAUAGGCACCCAAGCCCAACUUGCUAGAGCGUCCGGCUAGAGUGCGGCUAGGGAGGGACAAACCGCCCCUGCGAUGUUUGCAGUCUGGUUUCCAGGUUAGCGUUUGUCUGCAUCUGCACCAUGUCCGCGUUUGAGAAGCCUCAGAUCAUUGUCCACAUUCAAAAAGGCCUCAACUACACGGUGUUCGACUGCAAAUGGGUGCCCUGCAGUGCCAAGUUCGUAACGAUGGGCAACUUCGCUCGGGGCACCGGCGUUAUCCAGGUGUACGAGAUCCAGCGUGGGGACCUGAAACUGCUGCGGGAGAUUGAAAAGGCUAAGCCCAUUAAAUGUGGAACAUUUGGUGCCGCGUCUUUGCAGCAGAGGUACUUAGCUACUGGAGAUUUUGAUGGAAAUCUUCAUAUAUGGAAUUUGGAAGCUCCAGAGAUGCCAGUGUAUUCUGUAAAGGGCCACAAGGAAAUUAUAAAUACUAUAGAUGGUAUAGGUGGACUUGGAAUUGGGGAAGGAGCGCCUGAAAUUGUGACUGGCAGCCGGGAUGGAACUGUAAAGGUGUGGGACCCAAGACAAAAAGAUGAUCCUGUGGCUAACAUGGAACCUGCACAAGGAGAAAAUAAGAGAGAUUGUUGGACUGUGGCAUUUGGCAAUGCUUACAAUCAGGAAGAGCGUGUUGUUUGUGCUGGCUAUGACAAUGGGGAUAUCAAGCUGUUUGAUCUCAGAAACAUGUCACUACGAUGGGAGACAAACAUUAAAAAUGGGGUGUGUAGCUUGGAGUUUGACAGAAAGGACAUAAGUAUGAAUAAAUUAGUAGCUACAUCUCUGGAAGGCAAGUUCCACGUCUUUGACAUGAGAACACAGCAUCCCACCAAAGGCUUUGCUUCUGUUACAGAAAAGGCCCAUAAAUCUACCAUAUGGCAAGUUCGACACCUGCCUCAGAACAGAGAGCUCUUUCUGACAGCGGGAGGUGCUGGCAGUCUUCACCUCUGGAAGUAUGAAUACCCUACUCAUCGGUCAAAGAAGGAUUCGGAGGGAAUACAGAUGGGAGUCGCAGGUUCCGUCAGCCUCCUGCAGAAUGUGACCUUGUCCACUCAGCCCGUCUCCAGUUUGGACUGGAGUCCUGACAAAAGGGGGCUCUGCAUCUGUAGCUCCUUUGACCAGACAGUGCGCGUGCUGAUUGUUACGAAGCUCCAGACCAUUUGACCCAAUGCUUUGAACUUGACGUUUUCCAGAGGGUUACUCAGAAUUUGAGCUAUGUUCUACUUCCUCUUUCCUCAUUGAAGACUUUGGAUUUGACUGAUGAAUGACAGUCGAUGGCACAAAGCCUGAGAGUCAGCCUCCAGUUUUUCUGGGUGUUUGGUGGCCCGACUGGUAUGCUGCUGCAUGUGAAGUUGCCACACAGCAGGGCCAGUUUUGUUCCUUCCCCCAUAUUUCUGCUAAAAAAUGUUGGACCAGGUGCUGUGGUAUUUGUUCUUCAUCCCAGCUACUUAACAGGCUGAGGCAGGAGGAUCAUUUUAGUCCAUAAGACAAUGCUAACUUUCGCAGAAUAGUCAGACCCUUCUUUUAAAUACAGUUGGGGUGGCACUAAAGAGAUGACUCGGUGAUGGAGUGCCUGAUGUCCUUACAGAAAACCCAGGUUUGGGUCUCAGUAUCCGUAUCAGGUGGCUUCCAAUCCCCUAUAACUCCAGCUGCAGGGCAUCUGAUGCCAAUUUCUGGCCGUAUCAGGCAAUGGUCCUCAUAGACACAUGCACACACUUAGAGAUUUUUAAAAAUCUGUAUUUAAUUUUUAUAAAAAAAAAUCAAAGACAACCAAAGUCAGUAGUUAUUUAACUGUAUUUUUAGUUUCUUCUCUAUCUCAAAAGUUCCAUAUUUUCUCUGUACGUUUGUGUUUCAUUUUAGUGUUUCCAUAUUGUAGGAAUCACUUAAUUUGGUUUGUAAAGUACUGUAAACACUGUUUGACUGGACAGACUGCAGACCUUUUCAGCAGUGUAGCUGGUAAAACACUGUGACUUACAACCAUCUCUUACUCAAAUACAUCUGUGAGUUAGUGGGACUUGGUUUGUUUUUGACUAUGGUAAGCAAGAUGAGCGGUUGAAGAUUGGAGUGCUUUUUUUAAACCUUUAAAAUAUAUUUUUUAAAUAAAAAAGUUUUCAAGUCUGUA